AUGCCUGAGCAUUCGCAAGCCUCCCCGCCCAGAUCUUCCUUCCGCGGGGGAGGUCGUAGAAACAGUCCAGAGACACCGGAACAGAAACUGCUGCAAGGUUUGCAGAUUUUGUUGAAAGAUACUUUGCAGGCCUCUAGCUCCGGAGCCUCAAACAAAAAAGGCAAGGGUAAGGGCUCCGGCAAAAGUAGUGGUAAAAGCCUACCUUCCAAACAGAGAGAUGCGAACCAUCUUGAAGUGCCUGACUUUGCAACCACGCUUGCCUUACCGAAAAGUAGUCCACCUCCAUUACCCUCCAAGGAUGAUCGCGGUAACGAAGCUAUGGAUGUCAGUCUGAUUAGCGUCCCAGAUGCAAGUGAUGUUGAGGAUGAGCCCAUGCAUGUCCAGGGCACCAAACGCAAAGACCAGGCCAUGUUGACCAGCCCGCAAAAAACUGGUCAUGACAAAAAGAGGAUGAAAGUGCCCGAGAGGCUUCAAAAAGUUCCGAACCCUGGGGAAGGGAAUUGCUUGUUUUACUGUCUAGCUCAGGCGGAGUCUACCCCAGGUAAGUCCCGCAGCCACAGGCAGGUGCGUGCAUUUGUUGUUGCCUACAUGACCAAACACUUCAAGAAAUACGAGGAUUUCUGGGACGGUUUAAGCCCGAGCAACAUUCCCAUGGAGGGUGGGUUUGACGAUUAUUUACAAGCCCUUGAAAAAGAUAAAGCUUGGGCGGGAUAUUGUGAAAUCGAAGCAUAUGGCGAAGCCAUGCGCCGACCUGUACUUGUUGUGCAUGCCAAGGACAAUGUUGUCCAUGCUUUUAAUAGUCAUGGCGAUAAGGAUGUUGUCUGUCUCUGGUACAAGGAUGAACAUUAUGAGCUUAUUGUUCCUUCAGACGCAGAUAUUCAGGCCCUGUGGCAGAAUGCUGAAGACGGUGGCACCAAGGGUUACCGCGGGGCCGCAAAGAAGGCACGCUUGGCUGCCGACAAUGCCCCAAAAGGGGCCACCAGAGGCGACUCCAUUCUUCGCCUUUGCAAGAGAGCAAGCGUGUCAUCUGAUGUACCUCACAGAAGCAUUUUGCCUUGGAAGCUGAAGCAUCGCCAGAUGUAUGUGCAACUCAACAAGUUUGCCAAGGAGCAAGGUCCUUGUGGCGGGCGGACUGCUCGUGCCGAGUGGUUAGCCAUGCCUGGUCGCCAAAAAUGCUGGCGUCAGGCUCCCAAAGAGCGCCAAGAGGCGCUGCACAAGGCUUGGCGUUUGAGUGCUACUGAGCGUAGGAAGCUUGAUGAUGCUUGGGCUAGCGCCAAGAAAAAGUCGCGCAAGAAGUGGCAGAUACCUGCACUUUGGGUAGGUGAUUGGAACGAAACUCCUGAUGACAACGCCGCAUCCAUUUUCUUGAAUGGCAGUGUUCUGGCUGUCACGGAUCCUGAUCAAUGGGAUCCCGACCAAGAUUGGGAAUAUUUUCACCAGUUUGCUGAAAAGAGCAUGCGUGAAGCAUUGCACUUGUGUGGCCAGCCCGUGCCUAGGCCGCUCUCAGAGCCUCGGGGUCUGCAGCCGGAUGUGACGGUUGGUCCGGCAGCGAAGUUUGCCAUUUCCCGCUUGUUGCUUGGGAUCACUACCGUGAUUUGGUUUUGCAUUGGUUUGGCCAUUGAAAACAUGCAACUGCAAGGGUUGCCAGAUGAGUGGGCUAACAUUUUGAUGUUUGUAUGGGGUCAUCAAGUGCGAUGGCUGUGCUUGGGGAAAGCUGUGCACCCAACGCCGGAGCAUGUCCAGACCUCCAUGCCGCAAGGUGAUGCCUUUGUUGCAUACGUUGAUGAUCGCGCUUUGAGCGAUGCCACGACCUGGAGGCUGGCAGAGUUUCAUUUGCGCACGCAUGCGAGAGCUGAACUGGGAAUUUCGCGGUCCAUGGAUGUUUGCACAUGA
Molecule: messenger RNA, 1893 nt
Organism: Cladocopium goreaui
Lineage: Eukaryota; Dinophyceae; Suessiales; Symbiodiniaceae
Source: the annotation of a GenBank genome assembly